AUGGCCCCCAAAGUCUUCAUGACCAGUACCGGCGCUACUGGCUACAUCGGAGGUGAUGGUUUGUUUGCCAUCGCCAAGGCUCACCCUAACUGGGAGCUCUCCGCCCUAAUCCGCAGUCAGGAAAAGGCCACUCAAGUCACAGCCAAAUACCCUCAAAUUCGGACUGUGCUCGGCGACUUGGACUCAUCCGACUUGAUUGAAAAAGAAGUUCAGAAUGCCGACAUCGUCUUCCACUUUGCCGAUUGUGACCAUGUCGCCGCCGCUCAUGCCAUUGCCAAGGGCGCGCAACACCACACACCCGAGCGCCCAUUGUGGUUGAUCCAUACUUCCGGCACUGGUAUUCUGACUGUGGAGGAUCAGCGCGCGGAGACGUAUGGAAUUGAGCGCCCGAAGCAGUACAAUGAUUGGGAUGGCGUGAGUGAGCUAGUCAAUCUCCCCGCCGAUGCCUUCCACCGCAACGUGGAUGAGAUCAUCAUUGGUGCUGGUCAGCAGAAUCCCGCCAGCGUCAAAACUGCUAUCGUCUGCCCGCCAACUAUCUACGGCCCAGGCCGUGGUCCUGGUAACACAAGGAGUGUUCAGGCAUACUGGCUCAGUGCCGCCGUACUCCAGCGGAAGAAGGGUCUUCUAGUCGGGGAGGGUAAAAACGUGUGGCACCAGGUCCAUGUUCAGGAUUUGAGCAAUGUGUAUUUGGCUUUGGGUGAGGCGGCUUCCCAGGGAGGUGGCAAGGCUACUUGGAACGAUGAAGGCUACUAUUUGGCUGAGAAUGGCCCGUUCGUUUGGGGGGACAUUCAGCGUGCAGUUGCCCAGGCUGCUUUUGAUAAGAAGCUCAUUGCUUCACCUGAUGUUGAGUCUCUGGAUGGUGCUCAGACCACUGCGGUUCAUCCAUUUGGGAUCUAUGCCUGGGGCUCGAACUCUCGGGGUCAUUCGCUCCGUGCUCGCAAGCUGUUUGGAUGGUCGCCUGAACAGCCCAAGCUGAUUGACCUCAUUCCCGAGAUUGUUGAAGGCGAGGCCAAGAUCCUUGGGUUAUUGUGA
This is a messenger RNA of Penicillium olsonii, 1032 nucleotides long. The record is from the annotation of a GenBank genome assembly. NCBI's taxonomy places the organism in Eukaryota, Fungi, Ascomycota, Eurotiomycetes, Eurotiales, Aspergillaceae.